This is a messenger RNA of Phyllostomus hastatus (greater spear-nosed bat), 3757 nucleotides long. RefSeq names its product kelch like family member 25 (gene KLHL25). Bases 183 to 1952 code for a protein of 589 amino acids. Gene Ontology annotation, molecular function: protein binding. Lineage: Eukaryota; Metazoa; Chordata; Mammalia; Chiroptera; Phyllostomidae. The record is from RefSeq and is a predicted model, not a curated record. The transcript is spliced from 3 exons.
GUUGGUGGCACCCGGGCUGGACCGCAGCGGCAGCGGCUCUGGAGCUGUGGAGAGCGGGGGAGGGGAGCGGCAGCGGCGGCGGAGAAUCUCGGAGGCUCUGGCAGCCAGGGGUCUCUGAUCGCGGCGACGGGCCCCGGGCUGAAAGGGCGGCGGGUGGUGGCGCCCCGAGCGGCUGGCUCAGCAUGUCGGUCAGCGUCCACGAGACCCGCAAGUCGCGGAGCAGCACAGGGUCCAUGAACAUCACACUCUUCCACAAGGCGUCGCACCCUGACUGCGUGCUCGCCCACCUCAACACACUGCGCAAGCACCGCAUGUUCACCGACGUCACGCUGUGGGCCGGGGACCGCGCCUUCCCCUGCCACCGCGCCGUGCUGGCCGCCUCCAGCCGCUACUUCGAGGCCAUGUUCAGCCACGGCCUGCGCGAGAGCCGGGACGACACGGUCAACUUCCAGGACAACCUGCACCCCGAGGUGCUGGAGCUGCUGCUGGACUUCGCCUACUCGUCGCGCAUCGCCAUCAACGAGGAGAACGCCGAGUCCCUGCUGGAGGCCGGCGACAUGCUGCAGUUCCACGACGUGCGGGACGCGGCCGCCGAGUUCCUGGAGAAGAACCUCUUCCCCUCCAACUGCCUGGGCAUGAUGCUGCUGUCGGACGCCCACCAGUGCCGCCGGCUCUACGAGUUCUCCUGGCGCAUGUGCCUGGUGCACUUCGAGACGGUGCGGCAGAGCGAGGACUUCAACAGCCUGUCCAAGGACAUGCUGCUGGACCUCAUCUCCAGCGACGAGCUGGAGACGGAGGACGAGCGGGUGGUCUUCGAGGCCAUCCUCCAGUGGGUGAAGCACGACCUCGAGGGGCGGAAGGCCCACCUGCCCGAGCUCCUCCGGAGCGUGCGGCUGGCCCUGCUGCCGUCCGACUGCCUGAAGGAGGCCGUGUCCAGCGAGGCCCUGCUCACGGCGGACGAGCGCACCAGGCUCAUCAUAGACGAGGCGCUGCACUGCAAGACCAAGAUCCUGCAGAACGACGGCGUGGUCACCAGCCCCUGCGCCCGGCCGCGCAAGGCAGGCCACACGCUCCUCAUCCUGGGCGGCCAGACCUUCAUGUGCGACAAGAUCUACCAGGUGGACCACAAGGCCAAGGAGAUCAUCCCGAAGGCAGACCUGCCCAGCCCCCGGAAGGAGUUCAGUGCUUCCGCAAUCGGCUGCAAGGUCUACGUGACCGGGGGCAGGGGCUCCGAGAACGGGGUCUCCAAGGACGUGUGGGUGUACGACACUGUCCACGAGGAGUGGUCCAAGGCGGCCCCCAUGCUGAUCGCCCGCUUCGGCCACGGCUCCGCCGAGCUGGAGAACUGUCUGUACGUGGUGGGGGGACACACGUCGCUGGCAGGCGUCUUCCCCGCCUCCCCUUCUGUCUCCCUGAAGCAGGUGGAGAAGUACGACCCUGGGGCUAACAAGUGGACGAUGGUGGCCCCGCUGAGGGACGGAGUCAGCAACGCGGCCGUGGUGAGUGCCAAGCUGAAGCUGUUCGUUUUCGGGGGCACCAGCAUCCACCGGGACAUGGUGUCCAAGGUCCAGUGCUACGACCCCUCGGAGAACCGGUGGACGAUCAAGGCCGAGUGCCCCCAGCCCUGGCGGUACACGGGGGCCGCCGUGCUGGGCAGCCAGAUCUUCAUCAUGGGAGGCGACACGGAAUUCACGGCCGCCUCCGCCUACCGCUUCGACUGCGAGACCAACCAGUGGACGCGGAUUGGGGACAUGACCGCCAAGCGCAUGUCCUGCCACGCCCUGGCCUCGGGCAACAAGCUCUAUGUGGUGGGGGGCUACUUUGGGACCCAGAGGUGUAAGACCCUGGACUGCUACGACCCCACUGCGGACACGUGGAGCUGCAUCACCACCGUGCCCUACUCGCUCAUCCCCACGGCCUUCGUCAGCACCUGGAAGCACCUGCCUGCGUGAGGAGCCCCCGCAGAGCCAGGCUCUGCAUGUUUCUCCCUGUCCCUGGCUGCAGCCCUCACUGUCACAGAGUGGCCCUGUCCCUACCCGCCACAGCCGGAAGCUCAGCCGGCGCCGGGCCAGCCCUCCAAGUGAAGUGGCCGGCAGCAUUGGGCUUGGGAGAUGUCCUGAGCUUAGACAAGAGAAGUCCUCUCCAGCGGCGUGUCUGCCUGAGGCUUUUUCCACUGUGCAGUGGUUUGGGGGGAGGGGACCUUCCCCGGGGCAUGCAGUGACGCCAGGACUCCUUUAGCCUCCAGGAGGAGGACACGGGUGCAGAGCUUUGAGGUCGUAGGUUUCAGCAAGUCCUGGAGGGGGCUUGGGGGCCAGGCCGGGAAAAGCCCCGGGGUAGGGCAGGGGGGUGGGCAGCACCAAGGGCACAGCUUUGUUUGACUCAGGGCUUCCCUGUGGGCGUUGUAAUGUCACCGGAAGAGGAUGUCCCAGGCCUCAGGGAAACAGGGUCCAGCAGGACUGAGAGCAGACAUUACCAAGGAGAAAACCAAGGCCACACUUUGUAAGGGGCAGAACCUGUAGGGUGAUCUCAGUGGCAUCCACGCAGCCUCACCAGCAGAUGACACCCAGACCGUGGGUUAUAGAGGAAAUCUCCUGUGGGCUCCUCCGUGGAGGUGGGCGUGCCCUUGGUGACUCUGCCACCUCCCGCCAGGCCAGCUGUGCCCCAGGUGCAGACACAUGUCCUGCCAGUCACACAGCAGGACCCAGGGCCUGGAGAGCCACAUGCUGUUAGACAAGGAUCGCCUCCCCUCCACAAGCAGCAGCCAUGACCCCAUGUCCUGAUGGGACCACGCUGGUCUGCAGGUUGUGGCCCUCCCCUUCGAGACAAGCAGCUGGGGACCCAGAGGGACUCCGGGGUGCCCACUGUAGAUCCCACAGUGCUGGACGAUCUCAGGGUAGAGACCAGCAACGAGGUCACCACCCCUGACCCCAACCAGCACCCACUAGUCUCUGGCAUCCUGGCCUUCCAGCUGGUAACUGGAUUUGGCCCCUCUGCCCUGAGCUCACAAAGUGACCACGGUCCCAGGAGAACUGCCAGACAUUUGUUCAUUUUUUUUUUCACCUUCCAAGUCACUGGGACCCCCUCAUCAGUCUCUCCCUAGCAUCCAGGGUUCUAGAGAGAUCUGCUCCUCCCAGCGGCCACCCUGACACCCAGGGCCACAGUUUCCAGCUCAUCGCUCGCUCACCCCAGUGUGCCAUCACUGGAGGUGGGGGGAACCCUUGUGCCUGGGCCAAGACCUGUGGCUCCCACCUGCCCUCCGUGCCGUGCUGCCUGGCCGGUCCGGGGCCAGGCUCCAAAGUGAGGCCAUGUCACAAGCCAGCUGCCUUCGUAAUUCGGCCCUGCCCCUCGCAGGACCUCCGUGAGGGCACUAGCCCUUGGGCUUCUGGCGGACUCGGACCUUGCCAGGCUCGCCCACUGAUGAACACCAGCUGCCACCGUGGAACCUUCUGGAGCAGAGAGCACAUCUCCUCUUCAGACCGCACACACUCUCUGGGUCAGGGCCUGCCUGUGCUGCGGUGCUCCCUCAGCCACCCCGCUGCUGCCGCCGUGGGCUCUGGUCCCAGGAGAUGGCUCUGCUGGAAAACCCCGGGAAGCCCCUGGGGCCUGAGGCUGGGAGGCAGCUCUGCAGGAGCCGCUGACCCCGUCGGGCUGCAGAGCUGAGCUAAGCACACUUCUCGCAGCACAAAGGACCUCACGGGGCUUUCCUCAAAUGUGGAUACUUUUUCCUGUUUCUAAUUUAAUAAAUGAAUUGAGAACA